Chondrus crispus (carragheen) is the source of this 1215-nucleotide messenger RNA. RefSeq lists its product as hypothetical. The coding region runs from base 1 to 1215 and encodes 404 amino acids. Lineage: Eukaryota; Rhodophyta; Florideophyceae; Gigartinales; Gigartinaceae. The transcript has a single exon. The record is from RefSeq and is a predicted model, not a curated record. Gene Ontology annotation, molecular function: asparaginase activity.
AUGUCCGCCAACGAAAAGAGCAACGGCACGCCACCUCCCCUCCCCAGCCCUCGCGCGCUUUCCACCGCGGCUGAAGCGCGCGUCCCGCCUCGCGCCAAGAACGCGGCGGCCCCGGCCUCCAAGCGCAAAGCGCGUGCCGCUCCCCAGAAGCUGUCGCACUCCGACGAGCCGCGCACCGCGCAUGCCGGAACCUCGCUCCCGCACAUCCUGCUCAUCCACUGCGGCGGCACCUUCGGCAUGGACACGGUGUCGUCCUUCGACGCGUCGGGCACGCUGCGCCGCGGCGGCAACUACAAGACGGGGCUGCGCCCGGGGCCGCUGCUGGCGAACAUCCUCGACAACUUCCCAGAGCUCCGCUCGCUCGCCACGUUCCAGGUCAACGUCCCGCUCAACCUGGACUCCUCGCGCCUCGGGCCGCCGCACUGGAUCAAGCUGGCCAAGCUGCUCGACCGCAACCGCGACAACUUCGACGGCUUCGUCAUCAUCCACGGCACCGACACCAUGUCGUACACGGCCAGCGCGCUCUCGCUUAUGCUCGCGGGCUUCCGCAAGCCCGUCGUCUUCACCGGCUCGCAGAUCCCCAUGGCCAUGCCGCGGUCGGACGCGCGCCAGAACUUGGUCGACGCCGUCACCGUCGCCUGCGCGGAUCAGCUGCAGGAGUUUGCCUUGUGUUUUGGGGGGACCUUGUUGCGUGCCAAUAGGGCUCUCAAGACAAAGUCCUCGGCAUACAGGGCGUUCAGCUCGCCCACCUAUCCGCCGCUGGCGACGCUCGGCGUCGACAUCGAGUGGGACUUUUCAGCCUUGUGGAAGGACCCCGGCGUGUACAGGCCGCGCAUCAAGCUGGAACGCAACGUUGUGCGCAUCCCGGUCGUCCCAGGCCUCAGGCCGCAGAUAGGGUACGGUGAUUUGGUGGCUCGCGGCGUGCGUGGCGCCGUCAUUGAGGCGUUCGGCGUCGGCAAUUUGCCAGACCAGAAGAGCGCAGGCUGGAUGGAUUGGUUUAAGGACCAGCGAGAGAAGGGACUGGAAUUGUAUUUGGCGAGCCAGUGCUUGACCGGGCCGCUCAACCCGGCCUUGUACCGAUCGGGGUCCACCGCGAUGAAGUUUGGUGCCACGACGACGAGAAGGAUGACAGCUGAGACUGCAGUUGUCAAAAUGAUGCUUUGUCUGGCGUAUACAGACUUGCACCUUAGCUACCCUCUCGCUGGUGAGUUGUAG